AUGACUUUGAAGGACUUGACGCCGUCCCAAAUUGUAAGUUUUUUACAGUCUUGAAGUGUUUGAUUUUCUGAUUUUUCAUCAUAAAGUUAUGUUGCAGGAACUUUUCGAUGCGUGUCGUCAAGGUGAUUAUGAGUGCGUCCGCUCGCUUUUAUCGGCCAAAAAGCACAAACGUCCAAGGACCCCAUUGAGGUAAUGAUUAUUAAACUUUAUCCAAUUUCGAAAUUUUGAGUGAAAAACUCCCGAUGAAUAUCUAUGAAAGCAUUUAGAAACCUGAAAAUAAUUUUUAUCUGAUUCUAUGGAAAAGCUGGGAGAUUCAAUUGAAAAAAACUGAUGUUAUCUUUUUGGAAUAAUUCUAAACUUUUGUGCUCUCUUUCUCUCUCACAGUCCUUAAAAAAACAAUUCCUAUUAAAGUGCAACCGACUAAGAAGUGACUUGCGCGUGGACGAAAUUAUUUAACAAUUUUCUGAUGUGUUUUGCCAAACUUUCCAAAUUUAUAGAUGUUUUCGCUAUCUUAAUGAUGCCUUUCUGAAGUAAAAAAAAAUAAUGAGUGUAUUCCUGCUGCCAAAAAACCGCUAUUGACAACCUACAUCUUAUAUCUUCGAGGUGAAAAAUCUGUUGUUUUUUUUGCCGAAAACAAGAACGUAUUCAGCAAUACGUGUAACACGAUUCCUCUAGACGGCGAUUGUUUUUAUCCAUUCUUAUCCGGCUUCGAAUCUCAUUAUCGAAGCUCAAAGCUGAUGAAUAUAGUGGCCGGGGGAUUAAUUAAAUUUUAGAGGAGUUGAUCAAAUCGGAGUGUGUUUAGCAUAUUUCGGGCUUCGUCGGCGUCGAACCAUCUGGCAGCUCUGAGAGAUCCGACAUCAACGUAUACGACACUCCACUACUCGGCUCUCAAAGGACAUGAGCAAAUCAGCAAGUAUGAGACGUUUUGA
Caenorhabditis auriculariae is the source of this 929-nucleotide messenger RNA. Lineage: Eukaryota; Metazoa; Nematoda; Chromadorea; Rhabditida; Rhabditidae. The record is from the annotation of a GenBank genome assembly.